Molecule: messenger RNA, 662 nt
Organism: Culicoides brevitarsis
Lineage: Eukaryota; Metazoa; Arthropoda; Insecta; Diptera; Ceratopogonidae
Product: COMM domain-containing protein 3
Exons: 2
Coding region: 19-609 (196 amino acids)
Biological process (GO): sodium ion transport
Source: RefSeq, a predicted model, not a curated record
GCAAUAAUCAUCACAAAAAUGGACUUGGAAAUAUCUGAACAAGCUUUGCUCGGUUUACAGCAACUUUAUUCCACAAUUUCGCCUGAAGUGAGCAAAAAAGUCAUUUACAACUCAGUAAAACAAGCUUUAACCACCAAACCUUACAUUCCAUACAAACAAGAUCUAUACGCCUCCUGUCCCGAUCGCAUCAAACAAGCCGAAGUCUGCGUUCUCGUACUUUUCUUCCAAGCUGUUCGCAAAUCCGCCAGUAUUGAAGAUGUUCGGAGUUAUUUGACAGGAAAAUCAGUAAAAAAUGAAUUAAUUGACGAGCUCGUGGUCACUUACAAACUCCACAAAGACGAAUUUCGUCAAAAAUCCUUAACUUUUGCGCCGAAUUUCCUGCCUUACGUGAAUGAUGUGGCUUGGCGGUUGGAUUGUGAUGUCGCCAGUAGUUCUUUGUCGAAGCCCGGGGACAUUAACUACAAAAUUCAGUUCUUGGGAACGAAUUCCAGUAGCAAGGAGGAAGUUGUAACCGAGUUCACAUGCAAUCCAGAAGAGCUUCAAGCGUUAAUUAAUAAGUUGAAGGAGAUCGAGAGAAGCUGUCGUCGCGUGGCAUCGAACAAAAUUUAAAAUUUUUCACAAUUUUUUUAUUCAAUAUAUAUUUUUCACUAGAAUACAACAGA